AGAAUAGUGUGUUUCUUGCUUGCUUAGUCCAACAACCACAACACUGGAUUUGGGUUGUUGUACUGACGACUUCUAAAAUCAUGUUGUAUUAAAAAGGAAAUAUAUUAAAAAAAAUAGGAAGACAAAUCUGCAACAUUUCUGAGAUAUUUCUAUUAUAUAACACUUGUUAAUACAAAUCAGACUUGGACGACUUUAUUAAUCCCUGGAGGGAAGUUAAGUAGCUACAGCAACAGCAUGGAUAUUCAAUAAAGAGGUAAACAAUAAUACAACAUGGAAUACUGAUUUUAAAAAUCUAAAAUCUAAUACAGAAAAUAAAUCUAAGGAAUGUCCAAGAGUGACAGAAUGUGCAAAGGGCGUAAGAAUGUGUGGAUAAUUUUACAGACAUAAUAAAUGAAUUGACUGUAAGCUGUGAGCUCAAUUAAUGAAUGUGAUUCCCUGCAAUUAAUAAGAAGAACUUAAUAGUUUACUGAUUUUUUUCGUUUCUAAUCGAGUCAUUUUAUGUAUCGUAUUUUGAAAUAGGUACCGGAUGUAGAGAUUGCUGCAAUAGCUGCAUUAACGCUCGCUUAAUUAAAGGGUGGCUGCAGUUCCAGAGAGUGGCCGCUCGAUGACGUGUUUAUUACAGAAACGCUUUUCCCCGCCCGGCCUCCGUCCUUCCUGAUGUGGGUGUGGACACAGAUGACUACACAAAUAAUGGCGGAGAAGCUGCCAAAGUCUUCCUCCUGAAAACAGUUUCACGUCGAACAUAGUUUCACGUCCCUCUUCCGGCUGCGGAGCGUAGCUGGCAUGCUGUGUCAGGAUGGGAAAUCUGUUUGGGAAAAAGAAACAGACCCGAGUGACGGAACAAGACAAAGCUGUUCUGCAACUGAAGCAGCAGAGAGAUAAGCUGAGGCAGUACCAGAAGAGGAUCAACCUGCAGCUGGAGAAGGAACGGCUUUUAGCCAAGCAACUGCUGAAGGAUGGCAAGAAAGACAAAGCACUCCUGCUGCUGAAGAAGAAACGCUACCAAGACCAGCUCCUGGACAAGACGGAGAACCAGAUCAGCAACCUGGAACGAAUGGUUCAAGAUCUGGAGUUCGCUCAGAUUGAAAGGAAAGUCAUCGACGGGCUCAAAGUCGGAAACGAAUGUCUGAAGAAGAUGCACGAGGUGAUGUCUGUGGAGGAGGUAGAACGGAUCAUGGAUGAAACCCAAGACGCCAUCGAGUACCAAAGGCAAAUAGACGAGAUGUUGGCCGGCUCCUUAUCGCAGGAGGAUGAAGAUGCUGUUCUGGCUGAGCUGGAGGCCAUAACUCAGGGAGACGUGGAGCUUCCUGAGGUUCCUGCAGACAAACUGCCAGAAGUCCCAGAAGCUGCAGAGGAGAAGCCAGAGCGGGAACGUCCGAGGAAGAAGCCGGAGCGAGAGAUGCUCGCUGCCUAGAGCCGUCACCGACCUCCUCUCGACGACUCGCCGGCUGCUGAAGUCCUUCACAAUCCAACAAACCACACAAACAUUUAGCUGGAGAGUUCGUUCUUGUUCUCCGAUGAGGCGGAACAGCGUCGGCGGCCACGUCGGCGGCUUCCUCCAUCCCAUCCAGCGGCUGUUUGUCCUCACGUGAAGCCGGUCCGGUCCGGUUCACCGCGGCGUCCUGCAGAAACGCCGACUGGAACCACAAAGACCUGUGAGAUCAGAUCAUUGUGCCUAACCUCCAUCUGAUUACCACUAAAUCAUCUUAUUCUAACUGCAUGGCUGCUUUUUGAUUUAUCAGGUUAUCUUUGGUUUGUCAGCCUUUGAAGGGUCAGUUCAACCAAAAAUACAAAAAGACAUGCUUACCUAUUUACCUGCAGCUGGUUUUAUCUGGUUGUAUUCUGGUUUAUUUAUUCCUUUAUGCUGAUGAUAUUGUGUUUUUAGGUUACCUCUUUGUGUCAAUCUCCUGAAUUUCUUGAAAUUUGAUGCAAAAAUUCACUUAAAUGUGAACAAUAGCUGAUUACAUUUUAGCAUUCAAAGGUAACUAUGUCCUCACAAACCACACUUACAGCCGUAAUUCACCAUAAAACAGGAAUUUAAUACACUAAUUAUGAUCAAAUUUAGCUCAGAUGUCUAAACAGGGUGCGCACAUAGUAAGAAACCAGCAGCAAUGUGGCGACUGCAGAUCUUUGGUGGACAAAAAGUUAAACUAAUCUCAACUUUGAGGUGAUGAAAAUGAGGCGUCUACCAAUUCAAGCUAAGAAUAGAAUUGAUACUGAGUCCAGCAAGCAUCCUCCACAUGGAAACAAUGUCCACAAUGUUGGUUCCUAGCAUUUCAAAUGCAACAACAUUUAAAAAAACAAACAAACUGAAAAAACACGAUCGGAACUCGUACGUAAUGUUUUAUCCGUAAACUGUGUUAUGUGUGAACUUGAAGAAAGAAGAAACUCUGUAAGGAUACGGUGUCAUUGUUGAAGUGAAGCGUAGCUAGUUUCACUCUUUGACGUGGUUACCAAGGCAACCAGUACCCGUGACAUCCUCCAGCAACCGUUUUAUUUUUGGGAGGUGAUCAAUAAGAUGAAAUAAUAUAGUAACGACUUUUUACACCUCAUUUAAAAUUCAACUUUUUUUGAUUUUUGGACACUUUUGGUUGUGACUUGGCAACAAAACUCUGAAUCAGAAGGAGUGACUGUGACUAUAUUUCACAUUUGGUUGGGUAAAGUCAGCUGUUACUGGUUCGGUGAGGAUGUUAACUAAUGAGACUUAAUUCUGUAGUUCAGUUUUGCGGUUUCUUUCCUCGAGUAUAGUAGAAACUUUGCGAAGAAGGAGGCCACAGCUGCGGUUAAAAUGAGCUCAUCCUUUUUUGGACAUCUUCAGCUCUCUGUUUGUCCUCGAUCAUGACUUUUUUCUUUUCCUUAAAAUCAAGUUUGCACUCGAGGCAGUCGGUUUGAAGUUUGUUGCAGAAAUGAAGAAAUUGACGAAGUUCCUGAAUGAAAGAAGACCUUUGACCAGCUGAAAACCAGAAUGCUGCAGAAGACGAAUAUCUUGAAGUUUUAAGUUUUGUGUUUUAAAUCUGAAUUCCAGCAAACACAGCCACACUUAGUGUUAUGAGUCUUAACGGACAUACUGUAGACAGGCGGGGAAAUACAACUGCAAGGUGCUUAUUGUAGUUUUUUUUAUCAAGGUUUCAGAUAUAAUCUCUGAAUUUCUGCUUCCACCUGAAUGCAAGACAUGAACGGGAUUUCAUUUGUGACGCUCAAGGACUUUAAAAAUUAGAUUGAACUAUCUCAAUAGCAGCUUUUCUAACCAGAAGACUUAGAAAUCAGCACAAAGCCUUACUUAGAACUGCUUUCUGCAUGCCUGAAUCCAACUGAAAUGGCUUUUUAAUGUUUGCUGCAGCUUCUAUGUCAAUAUUAAGGAAAAAAUCUGAAACCAAAAGGGAACGUUUUUGCAUUGUACAUGUUUGUUUUGGUUGAAUGGUGGUGCCUUCUGUCUUUGCAAUGCCAGAAUACGUCUAUUUAAGGUAUAACUUUCACUAAAGAUCUAUUUCUGCCUCUUAAAAAUAAAAAAUCUGCAACAAAAACUUGUUUUUAAAAGAAUGACUUGAGCUGGAUUUCACAAUCAGAUAAAACUAGCUGCAUAUUUUUCUUGUAACUUGGGUGAACUGACCUUUUUUUUUGUAGAAUUAUUAUUACUAUUAUGCUCUGUAAAGUCUUAUUGUCUCACACUCCAGGCCUUAUCUCCAUCCGUGUUGCCCUUACCUGCCCCUCGCUGGAACUCUUCCCAAACUACAGAAAACACUUUGCGUCACUUUCACGAAAUAUUCGUCUCUGUCUGACCCCUUUUCGAGCAGCUUAGCUAAUCUAAUUCUGUGCUCCCCUUGUGGAUUAGUUCAGUGUCAUUGCAGAAAGGGCUAAUCAUUUCGUCCGUGGGCUUUACCUCUGCAGCCCAGACAACAGCUGGUAAUCUCCUCCACGUAAGAACUUGACAGAAUGUGGAUCUUUACCCGGCAGUAUUAUUCACGCCGUAAUUAUUUUACUGCUCACGUCAACGCUCAGAGUCGCUUUUAUAGAUACGUGUUAAACCGCGUCAACAACGGUGGCCUACAUCUGUACAGCUUAAGCAUCUCUGAAGAUCCAUCUAACUAAUCUGUAAAUCAGUUAAUCUGGCAGACAGAAAACACGAUGACUAACGCUGUCAGGCAGCAAACCGCUCGCCUCCACGUGGAAGUCGUACCUCUAUAUCUCUCUCUGUAUAUUCUUUUUACAAUAAAAGUGUUUUUUUUUUAUUGUC
Messenger RNA from Acanthochromis polyacanthus (spiny chromis), 4234 nucleotides. It is a transcript of the gene chmp6b, whose product is annotated as charged multivesicular body protein 6b. Gene Ontology annotation, biological process: late endosome to vacuole transport via multivesicular body sorting pathway; vesicle budding from membrane. The record is from RefSeq and is a predicted model, not a curated record. Bases 797 to 1414 code for a protein of 205 amino acids. The transcript is spliced from 9 exons. NCBI's taxonomy places the organism in Eukaryota, Metazoa, Chordata, Actinopteri, Pomacentridae. Gene Ontology annotation, cellular component: multivesicular body; ESCRT III complex.